Molecule: messenger RNA, 1640 nt
Organism: Acomys russatus (golden spiny mouse)
Lineage: Eukaryota; Metazoa; Chordata; Mammalia; Rodentia; Muridae
Gene: Khk
Product: ketohexokinase
Exons: 9
Coding region: 387-1418 (343 amino acids)
Biological process (GO): fructose metabolic process
Molecular function (GO): ketohexokinase activity
Source: RefSeq, a predicted model, not a curated record
CUGGGUGGAGAAGGGAGCGAGAGCGUCAGUUCUCCGCCUACACAGGAGAGGUUUCUGUUGCUAGACCGAGUUAGUCGGGGUGGUCGAGGAUCUGCAGAGGAGCAAGCACAGAGGGACUGGAAAGGCGAUGCAUUACCAGUGUGCUUUCGCUCUGCGUUAGUGGGGUUGCCCGGCACGACUCAGUCUGACAACUGAGGCGGAAAAGUGAGAGGUUCUGCCAUUGGCCGAACCAGUUAACCCCUUGCAGCUGCAGGAGGAGCUCUGCAGGCGGAGGAGGAGCCAGGGUAACCCCUGAGAAAUUGGAACCCUUUCCUCCAGUAGAUUAGAGGCAGAGCCCAGUAGGAGUCCCCUCCGCUUGCGGGUAGGAAGCUUGGGGAAGCCGACUCAUGGAAGAAAAGCAGAUCCUGUGCGUGGGGCUGGUGGUGCUGGACAUCAUCAAUGUGGUGGACAAAUACCCAGAGGAGGACACGGAUCGCAGGUGCUUGUCCCAGAGAUGGCAACGUGGAGGCAACGCAUCCAACUCCUGCACUGUCCUUUCCUUGCUUGGAGCCCGCUGUGCCUUCAUGGGCUCCUUGGCCCCUGGCCAUGUUGCUGACUUUGUCCUAGAUGACCUACGCCAGCAUUCUGUGGACCUACGCUAUUUGGUCCUCCAGACUGAGGGCUCCAUCCCUACUUCUACUGUCAUCAUCAAUGAGGCCAGUGGGAGCCGCACCAUCCUGCACGCCUACAGCUUCCUGGUGGCUGACUUCAGGCGGAGGGGUGUGGAUGUGUCUCAAGUGGCCUGGCAGAGCCAGGGAGAUACUCCUUGCUCUUGCUGCAUCGUCAACAACUCCAACGGCUCCCGUACUAUUAUACUCUAUGACACAAAUCUGCCAGAUGUGUCUGCUAAGGACUUUGAGAAGGUUGAUCUGACUCGGUUCAAGUGGAUCCACAUUGAGGGCCGGAACGCGUCAGAACAGGUGAAGAUGCUGCAGCGGAUAGAACUGUAUAACGCCUCCCAGCCUCUGCCGCACAAGGUCCGGGUGUCGGUGGAGAUAGAGAAGCCCCGGGAGGAGCUCUUCCAGCUGUUCAGCCAUGGCGAGGUGGUGUUUGUCAGCAAAGAUGUGGCCAAGCACCUGGGGUUCCAGUCAGCAGCAGAGGCCCUGAGGGGGUUAUACAGUCGUGUGAAGAAAGGGGCUACGCUUGUCUGUGCCUGGGCUGAGGAGGGCGCCGAUGCCCUGGGCCCUGAUGGCCAGCUGCUGCACUCGGAUGCCUUCCCACCGCCCCGAGUCGUAGACACUCUAGGAGCUGGAGACACCUUCAAUGCCUCUGUCAUCUUCAGCCUCUCGAAGGGAAAUAGCAUGCAGGAGGCCCUGAGAUUUGGAUGCCAGGUAGCUGGCAAGAAAUGUGGCUUGCAGGGCUUUGAUGGCAUUGUGUGAGAGGUGUGUGAGUGGGUGGUGAGAGGCACCAGCUCAACUCCUCAAAGGCUGACACCAAUUGCUUGCCUGCCAUCGCCUUCUCCGUGUAACCCAGCCUGGCACCCGGCUGCCCUAUUCCCUGGGCAGGUGUAGGCUGUGGAAAGGACUGUGCCUGUGUCCGUGUUUCUGUAUACCUCCAUCUCCACUCUGCAGAAACUCGGAGCAAAUAAAUCUUCCUCUGAG